Molecule: messenger RNA, 235 nt
Organism: Urocitellus parryii (Arctic ground squirrel)
Lineage: Eukaryota; Metazoa; Chordata; Mammalia; Rodentia; Sciuridae
Source: RefSeq, a predicted model, not a curated record
GGCAACAGCCCUCCUUUUACAGCAUCAUGAGGAUUUAUGACUUCAGGCAGUGGGAGGCCCUGCAGACCCUCWACCUCCAUAGCCUUUGGCACUAGCAGUGGCUGGGCUAUAUCACUCAGCAGGAAGCCUUGUCUUAUGCWGCAGUACUUAGAGAUUCCACCAAGAGAGCUCAGUCAAGAGAUCCUCAAAGGAAGUCUUCAGCUAUGACAAGAAAAUGUCUGUUGGCAAGAUCCAA